This is a messenger RNA of Schistosoma intercalatum, 495 nucleotides long. The record is from the annotation of a GenBank genome assembly. Lineage: Eukaryota; Metazoa; Platyhelminthes; Trematoda; Strigeidida; Schistosomatidae.
AUGGGAAAUUCUGGAACAUGUUUAACCGAUUACCUGAGCGUCUGUGCUCCUGAGAAAGUUCUUUUAGUCAUAAGCUUUUGUACUGUCCUUUUGGGUUUCGUUCUUAUUGUUUCAGGUGUUUGUAUCACUCAGCUUAGUGAUGGACGGCAUGCUCAUUUGUCCAUAUCAUAUUCAGCUGUCCCUAUUGUGUUUGCUGGUUGUGUUACACUAUUAAUAACCAUUGUUAGGAUCGUUUCUACAAGUCAAAGUUUAAGGGAAAUGAAUUUGACUCCCUGUGAGUUUGGAAAACAAUGGAAUAAAAAGGAGUCUGUUUCCGAGCCUAUUUCUUACAAUCUUCAAGAAAACGCAUAUAAUGUAUUUUCUUUUGCAAAUAAAUCGUCUGGCAAUUUUAGCUCCAACUCAUUUUCGGAUAAGAAGGUUGAUCAUAUUCCCAUGCCUGUAACAAACUAUCAUCAAAGAUUACCAAUGCCUCCAAGGCGAGCUGUUUUGUAUUAG